UGGCGGGAGGAGCCAAGGGCGCCGCCCCCGUCCGCCUGCCCGCCUCCCAUAUGAUCCAGUCGCCUUCCUGCUCCGCCAGUGCCUCUCCUCGCGUUCCACGGGCAGCCAUGGAGGCGUGGGGGCAGCGGCUCUCCUUCGCGUCCUUCCAGAGCGGGCUCCCCGCGGGGGCUGCCUAUGGCUACGGCGGGCAGAGCCCUCAGGGGCUGCGGGGGAGCGAGUUCGCCCGGCUGGGAGGAAUCACUUAUCUUGACCAUGCAGGCACUGCAAUUUUCCCACAAAGUUUAUUGAAGGCCUUCACUGAUGACAUAAGUGAAAAUGUUUAUGGUAAUCCUCACAGCAAGAACAUUAGCAGCAAGCUGACAUAUGACACAAUUGAACACGUUCGAUACAGGAUAUUACAGCACUUCAAUACAACCGUAGAAGACUACACUGUCAUUUUCACUUCAGGAAGUACAACUGCACUCAAGUUGGUUGCAGAGACUUUCCCCUGGAUACCUGAAAAACUGGAGGAUCCUGGCAGCCAGUUUUGCUACCUCACUGAUAGCCACACAUCUGUGGUGGGCAUGAGAGGAAUUGCUGCUGCAGUGAAUGUCCCUUUUGUGCCUGUGAAACCAAAGGAAAUGUCAUGGACAAAUGACAUAGUAGUGGAAGAGAAGGGUAGUAUAACACCUCACCUCUUCUGUUAUCCUGCUCAGAGCAAUUUUUCAGGCACUAAAUACCCCCUUGAUUGGAUAGAAAAGAUAAAAUCUGGUAAACUGAGCCCUAUUAAGGUCUGUGGAAAAUGGUUUGUACUCUUGGAUGCAGCAUCUUAUGUUAGCACUUCCCCAUUAGACUUAAGCAUUUGUUUAGCAGACUUUGUGCCACUUUCAUUCUACAAGAUAUUUGGGUUUCCCACUGGUUUAGGUGCUCUGAUAGUAAAAAAUGAUGUUGCUUCUUGCUUAAGAAAAGCCUAUUUUGGAGGAGGAACUGCAGCUGCGUAUUUAGCAGAAGAGGAUUUCUAUUUACCAAAACAAUCAGUGGCUGAAAGGUUUGAGGAUGGUACAAUUUCUUUUCUUGACAUUAUAGCAUUGAAGCAUGGAUUUGAUGCCUUGGAAAGACUUACAGGUGGAAUGGAGAACAUAAAACAGCAUACAUUUGCUUUAGCUCACUAUACCUAUACCAUCCUCUCUACCUUGAAAUAUGCUAAUGGGGCACCUGUGGUGCACAUAUACAGUGAUACAGACUUCAGCAGUGCAGAUACCCAGGGUCCAAUCAUUAAUUUUAAUGUAUUGGAUGAAAAUGGAGAGACAAUUGGUUAUUCACAGGUAGACAAGUUGGCUGGAUUGUACAACAUCCACAUGCGCACUGGUUGUUUUUGUAAUACUGGUGCAUGUCAGCAGCAUUUAGGGAUCAGCUCUGAUGACAUCAAAAAGAACCUAAAGGCUGGUCAUGUGUGUGGAGAUGACAUUGAUGUAAUUGAUGGAUGUCCUACUGGCUCUGUGAGAAUCUCUUUUGGUUAUAUGUCUACAUUUGAAGAUGCACAAGCUUUUCUAAAAUUCAUUAUAGCCACCAGACUCUCUGGCUGCACUAUGGUUAAAGUUACAUCUUCAAGAGAUGGCAUUUCAGAAUUUGUAGCACCUCCCAAAGAGAAUGACCACACAUAUGAUGACAGAAGCACUAACAAGGUGCUACAUGAAAGGACCAUUGAGGAUUCUCAUCUUAGUGCUAAUUCUGCUUCAGUGAAUAUGCCAAUCAAUCUACAGCCUAUUCGGGGACAUGCAGAAAGGACCGUGCCUGAUGUUUUAGGGAAUUCAGUUGAAACAUUACCAAGUGAUGGAAGGACAGUUGUCAUCACCAAUAUUUAUCUGUAUCCUAUCAAAUCAUGUGCUGCGUUUGAGGUUACAACGUGGCCAGUUGUUAAUCAAGGCUUGUUGUAUGACCGUAACUGGAUGGUUGCAAAUCAAAAUGGUGUUUGUAUUACUCAAAAGCAAGAGCCAAGAUUGUGCCUUAUACAACCAAUAAUUAAUCUGGAACAAAAUGUGAUGAUAAUCAAGGCAGAAGGGAUGGAUCCUAUAUCUGUAUCCUUAGAAGAAAAGAGUGGAAGCCAAAAUGAAAUCUGUCAAAGCAAAGUCUGCUCACACAGAGUACAGACAUAUGACUGUGGAAGAAGAGUAGCUGACUGGUUUUCUGAAUUUCUUGGCCGGCAGUGCCGCCUCAUCAGGCAGAAUUCAGACUUCAAAAGGAAUGCAAAUAAGAAAGAUGAAAAGGGAGAAGCAUCUGCUGUAGCUGCCUCACUCUCUCUAGUAAAUGAGGCACAGUACCUCCUGAUAAACAGAACAAGUGUUUUAACAUUGAGGGAUCACAUUAUUGAAAUAAUAGGUGAUUCGCUUAUCCUGCAGGAUCUCAUCCAUCGCUUCCGUGCAAAUAUUGUUAUCAGCACAAAUGAGCCAUUUGAAGAAGACCUAUGGGAAGAGAUUUCUAUUGGUUCUCUUCAUUUUAAGGUUAUGGGUCCAUGUCAUAGAUGUUUGGUUAUCUGUAUUGAUCAACAAACUGGACAAGGAAACAAGGAUUUUUUUCAGGGUCUUGCUGCAACCAGAGAUAGAAAGACUAACUUUGGAAUAUAUCUCAUGAAUGACCCAGCAAAGCAGUCCUCCCUUCCAGAUACCUUGUCAGUGGGAUCUCAGCUACUUGCAGUGAUGAAGGGCAGCAUCGUGUCUUCAGCAUCUGCUAAAGAGCAAAAUUCAGGAUGACAUCUUAGCUAUCUCUGCAAACAGUGCUACCUUGCAUACUGUUCUCAGUUCACAUUAUUCAUCUUGCACACUUGUAAACACUAAAUGCCUUCUCCAAUGUUUCUAGUAAAGUAUCAAAUGUUGGUGAACAAUGAGCUGAUGUUCAUCAAUUCAAGUUGCAUCACAUCUUAUGGCUCUUUACACCUAAUUCCUUUGCUAAAGGACAAGCUCAAAAGAGGUAUAUUGAAGUACUGAAGACCAUUUCACAUCAUUUGCCAAAUAAUGGUUUUCAUGUUGAGUUUGGGAGAGGCAAAGGUCACUCUUGUGGAACAAGGUUAGGAGACAAAAUGGCACGAGUACAGUAGAAGAACGCAAGAUUAUGAUCAUUGUCAUCACCAAUGUGUAUACUCUCAGUAAACCAGAAAUCAAGCAACCAGAGCUCUCAAGCAACUGGCAGAAAUUGAAGAAAUAAUACUAGAAAUAAAAAUUAAAAUAUAUGGAUAAUACAAUAAAACAAUGUUACAUUAA
Messenger RNA from Anolis sagrei ordinatus, 3236 nucleotides. It is a transcript of the gene MOCOS, whose product is annotated as molybdenum cofactor sulfurase. The record is from RefSeq and is a predicted model, not a curated record. Gene Ontology annotation, biological process: Mo-molybdopterin cofactor biosynthetic process. Gene Ontology annotation, molecular function: pyridoxal phosphate binding; molybdenum ion binding; molybdenum cofactor sulfurtransferase activity. Lineage: Eukaryota; Metazoa; Chordata; Lepidosauria; Squamata; Anolidae.